Messenger RNA from Megalops cyprinoides (Indo-Pacific tarpon), 1626 nucleotides. Its product is annotated as potassium voltage-gated channel subfamily V member 2-like. The record is from RefSeq and is a predicted model, not a curated record. Lineage: Eukaryota; Metazoa; Chordata; Actinopteri; Elopiformes; Megalopidae. Gene Ontology annotation, biological process: potassium ion transmembrane transport; protein homooligomerization. Gene Ontology annotation, cellular component: membrane; voltage-gated potassium channel complex. The transcript is spliced from 2 exons. Gene Ontology annotation, molecular function: delayed rectifier potassium channel activity. The coding region runs from base 1 to 1626 and encodes 541 amino acids.
AUGGAGACCCCCAGGAGACCCAUGAAGAAGCUGAAGAAGAGGCGUUCCAGCCUGUUCGCCAAUCUGAAGUUCGCCGGCAGCUUCUCUCAGAGCAUGGAGGUGGAGUCUAGCGCCUUCCCCUUCUCUCAGGACAGCUCCAUCAAGGCCUGGACCUCCAUGGACAACCUGGACAGUCCCGUCGCCAUAAUGGAGGAACCAGAGAGCAAAGGGCCGGAGAUGAAAAAGAGCAAGCAAGAGGGGCGGCCCUCCAAGAGGCAGUCCAGCAUGCUCAAUCUCAACGUGGGGGGCAAGGUCUUUAACAUCCCCAAGCGCAUGGCUGUGCGGUACCCCCACACCCGCAUCGGCAGCCUGGCGCUCUGCACCGACCCUGUGAAGCGGCAGGCCCUCUGCGAUGACUACUCGGUGCACACCAACGAGUUCUUCUUCGACCGGGACCCCACCUUCUUCCACCACAUCUUCCACUUCUACCGCAGCAACGUGCUGUGGGUGAUGGACGGGCUGUGCCCCGUCAACUUCGAGGAGGAGAUGGAGUUCUGGGGGCUGCGCAUAAAGGACACGCAACGCUGCUGCCGUAUCCUGUACGAGGAGAAGCUGGACGAGCUGCGCGACCAGCUGAAGGUCAACGCCGAGCUGAUGGCCGAGAUCGAGCCGCUGCACGACGAGGAGGGCUUCAAGACCAUGUUCAUGGGCAGCUCGCGGAGAGCCCUGUGGAACCUGAUCGAGAACCCGUACUCUUCCAUGGCAGCCAAGGCCUUUGCUAUCAUCUCCAGCUUGCUGGUGGUCAUCUCCAUCGUGGCGAUGACACUGAACACCGUCGCGGAGCUGAACAACAGGGCCGCCUACGGCAAGAGCUACAUGGAGUGGGUGGAGAUCUGCUCCAUCCUCUUCUUCACCCUGGAGUACUUCUUGCGGCUGCUCACCACCUGCAACAUCAAGCGCUUCCUGAAGAGCGCCCUCAACUUCGUGGACCUGGUGGCCGUCAUGCCCUACUUCAUCCAGCUGGUGUUCGAGGCCUUCUCCAACCAGGAGGACGUCAGCGUGCAGGACGACCUGAGGGCCAUGGCCAGGGUCAGCAAGGUCAGCAAGAUCCUCAAAGUGGUGAAGCUGAUGCGCAUCUUCCGCAUCCUGAAGCUCGCGCGGCACUCGACGGGCAUGCGGGCCUUCGGCUUCACGCUGCGGCAGUGCUGUGAGCAGGUCUGCUGUCUCUUCCUCUUCAUCGCCAUGGGCAUCUUCACCUUCUCCGCCCUCAUGCACUCAGUGGAGCAUGACGCCAAGGGCACCCCCUUCAGCAGCAUCCCCGAUGCCUGGUGGUGGGCCGCGGUGAGCAUCUCCACGGUGGGAUACGGUGACGUGGUGCCCGUCACCUUCCUGGGCCGGGUGGUGGCCUUCUGCUGCAUCUCCUUUGGCAUCAUCCUGAAUGGCAUGCCCAUUUCCAUCCUCUUCAACAAGUUCUCCGACUACUACGCCAAGCUGAAGGCCCAGGAGCACAACUUCGUCAACACCCAGCGGAGUCUGCAGCUCAAGGCCCGCCUCCGACGCAGGUUCGGCCAGUGCUUCGAACCCCAGCUGGAGGAGUCCGACGAGGACGACCUGCACGACCGGCAGCCCUGCCGGCACCGGCACUGA